AGUCUCGGUUUGUUACGGUAAGGAAAAAGCUUCAAAGUUCAAACAUUUCUCCUCGACGAUGCAAUCAGACUGCCGACAACAAUGAAGCCACCGGAAUCUCAAUUACUAAAGACCCUUUCAUCAAUCCUCACAUCGGAGAAAACCCAUAUCCUCGAAACCCUAAACCCUUACAUCCCUCAGAUCACUCAGCCUCUCCUCCUCUCUCUCUUCUCCUCUCCUUCACUCGCCAAGCGACCCGAAACUCUCCUCUCUCUCUUCCACUGGGCUAAAACCUCGACCCCCGACGCAUUCCCAUCGGACUCCCCUCUCCCCCUUCUCUCCGUCGUCCGUUCCCUCAUCUCCCACCACAAAUUCGCCGACGCCAAGUCCCUUCUCGUCUCCCACAUCCAAACCUCCUCCGAUGGACCGCUCUCUCUCUCCAACUCCCUCCUCCACCCGAAUCUCCACCUCUCUCCUCCUCCCUCUAAAGCCCUCCUCGACGUUUCCCUCGGCGCUUACCUUCAAGCCGGGAAGCCUCACGUGGCGUUACAGAUCUUCCAGAAGAUGGUUCGUCUGAAGCUGAAACCAAACCCUCUCACUUGCAACACUCUUCUCAUCGGCUUGGUCAGGUACCCUUCAAGCUUCUCUCUCGCAAACGCUAGACAAGUGUUUGACGACAUGGUUAAACUCGGUGUCUCGCUAAAUGCGAAGACUUUCAAUGUGUUGAUUCAUGGGUAUUGCUUAGAAGGGAAGCUCGAAGAAGCUGUAGCAAUGGUUGAGAGGAUGGUUAGUGAGUUCAGUGUGCAGCCUGAUAACGUUACCUACAAUACGAUUUUGAAAGCCAUGUCUAAGAAGGGGCGUUUGAAUGAUGUUAAGGAGCUGUUGUUGGAUAUGAAGAAGAACGGCUUGGUGCCUAAUAAGGAUACUUACAAUAAUCUAGUCUAUGGUUACUGUAAAUUAGGUUCGUUGAAGGAAGCGUUUCAGAUUGUGGAGCUGAUGCAGCAAACCAACAUGUUACCCGAUCUUCGCACUUAUAACAUGUUGAUGAAUGGGCUGUGCAAUGAGGGAAGUAUCAAGGAAGCUCUUGAGCUGGUGGAUGAGAUGAAGGGGUUGAAGUUACUGCCUGAUGUGGUUACUUACAACACGUUGAUUGAUGGGUGCUUUGAGUUGGGGAGGAGUUUGGAAGCUAAGAAGUUGAUGGAGCAAAUGGUGAAUCUUGGAGUUAAACCGAACCAAGUGACUCAUAACAUAUCUCUUAAGUGGCUUUGCAAAGAAGAGAAGAUGGAAGAGGUUAUUAGAAUGGUUAAGGAAUUGGUGGAAGUGCAUGGGUUUUCUCCUGAUAGAGUUACUUAUCAUACAUUGAUUAAAGGGUAUUUGAAAGCAGGAGACUUGAAUGGUGCACUUGAGAUGAUGCGUGAGAUGGGGCAGAAGGGGAUUAAGAUGAAUACCAUUACACUUAACACCAUUCUUGAUGCUUUGUGCAAAGAGAGGAAACUUGAUGAAGCUCACAAUUUGCUGGAUAGUGCUCGCAAGAGAGGGUACAUUGUUGACGAGGUUAGUUACGGCACGUUAAUCACAGGCUACUUCAGGGAAGAAAAGGUUGAGAAGGCUUUGGAGGUGUGGGAAGAGAUGAAGAAGAUAAAGAUCAUCCCUACCGUGAGCACGUUUAACUCUUUAAUUGGAGGUCUCUGUCACAAUGGGAAAACUGAGCUAGCUAUGGAGAAGUUCGAUGAGCUUGCUAAGAGCGGUUUGCUUCCUGAUGACACUACUUUCAACUCGAUCAUCCUCGGAUACUGCAAAGAAGGACGUGUUGAGAAAGCGUUCGAGUUUUAUAAUGAAAGCGUCAGACACUCUUUCAAGACUGAUAGCUACACGUGUAACAUUCUUCUCAAUGGUCUUUGUAAGGAGGGAAUGACAGAAAAGGCUCUCAAUUUCUUCAACUCGCUUAUCGAGGAGAGAGAGGUCGAUACGGUUACGUACAACACGAUGAUCUCCGGUUUCUGCAAGGACAGGAAGGUGAAAGAAGCGUUUGAUCUUUUAUCAGAAAUGGAGGAGAAAAAACUAGAGCCUGAUCGGUUUACAUACAACAGUAUUGUCACUGCACUUAUGGAAGAUGGUAAGCUGAGUGAAGCAGAAGAAUUGUUGGAGAAAGUUUCUGUAAAGUUUGGAUCGGCGAAACAGAGUUUGCAGGGAGAGACGCAUGAAAAUGCUGAAUCGAAGGAGGAAGUUAAUAACACUGAGGGUAUUGCAUACUCUGAUGUUAUAAAUGAACUUUAUAGUAGAGGAAGAUCAAAGGGGGUUACUAUAGACGUUACAUAGAGUGAAAGCAAAACUCUUUUUUUUUUGUGUGGGUUCUCUGGCUAAAUGUAUUCCUGUUUAGUUUUGUAUCAGUUUACGAGUCACUAUCAAUUUUGUAUCAUCUAUUGCUCGAUACUUCUGAAACAUUUUUUUUUU
Molecule: messenger RNA, 2433 nt
Organism: Brassica oleracea var. oleracea
Lineage: Eukaryota; Viridiplantae; Streptophyta; Magnoliopsida; Brassicales; Brassicaceae
Product: pentatricopeptide repeat-containing protein At2g16880
Exons: 1
Coding region: 82-2298 (738 amino acids)
Cellular component (GO): chloroplast
Molecular function (GO): protein binding
Source: RefSeq, a predicted model, not a curated record